Messenger RNA from Doryrhamphus excisus (bluestripe pipefish), 2162 nucleotides. The record is from RefSeq and is a predicted model, not a curated record. Lineage: Eukaryota; Metazoa; Chordata; Actinopteri; Syngnathiformes; Syngnathidae.
CCCGGAAGUACUACAGGUGGCUACUGAGCGGUGUAGUGACAGUGCAGUCUGAUAUAUCCUAUUGGCAGCAAAAGAUAAGCAUAUUAUAAAUGUCAUGGAACAUUUGAAAGUCUUCCAGUAGAAGCGGAGAGUCGGGAUUAAUCGACGAAACGAUUUGUCAUCCGGUGUUUCAUCCAACAUUUCAAAAUGUCUUCUGAGGGUCCACCCCAGUCACCUGCUGUGGCAAAGUCCGAAGUAGCGAUAGAUGGAGAAUGCCCACUGCUGGCUGCCACCUUUGCCUAUUGGGACAAUAUCCUCGGACCACGUGUGCAUCAUAUCUGGGCACCAAAGUGCGAUCAGGGAAUGUUCCUCAGCGAUGGAGAUGUGACUUUUUUGGCCAAUCACACACUCAAUGGCGAGAUUCUGCGGAGCGCCGAGUGCGGAGCCGUGGAUGUGAAGUUUUUUGUCUUAGCGGAGAAGGGUGUCAUCAUUGUGUCGCUCAUUUUCGAUGGUGAACUAAAGGGGGACAAGAACACCUGCGCCUUGUCCAUUAUUUUACCUCAGACCGAGCUGGCCUUUUAUUUACCUUUACACACCAUCUGCGUGGAGAGGCUGAAACAUGCUAUUCGCAAGGGACGCAUUUGGAUGCAGAAGGGCUACAACAUCAACGCGGUGCUGAGCUUGGAGAUUGUCCCGAUUAUGGCGCUGCUCGCUUCCAUGAAGACACACAGUGUGCCUGAAGACAUAGACAUAAAAGACACAGUACUAAAUGAUGAUGACAUCGGCGACAGCUGCCAUGAGGAUUUCCUCCACAAGUCCAUCAGCUCUCAUUUCCAGACUUGUGGCUGUUCGGUAGUGGUGGGAAGCAACCCGGAGAAAGUCAACAAGAUGGUGCGGACGCUCUGCCUCUUCCUUACCGCUGAGGAGAAGAAAUGUUCUCGCCUUUGUAGGGCGGACUCAUCCUUCAAAUAUGACACAGGCCUCUUUGUUCAGGGCCUGCUAAAGGACUCAACUGGUAGCUUCGUACUGCCCUUCCGUCAAGUCCUCUACUCCCCUUACCCAACCACGCACAUCGACGUCGACAUCAACACGGUCAAGCAAAUGCCACCCUGUCACGAGCACACGUACAACCAGCGGCGCUAUAUGCGGUCUGAGCUUAACACUCUAUGGAAGACUGACAGUGAAGAGGACAUACCUCCUGACACCGUCAUUCCCACCGAUGACACUUUCACCCCUGACUUGAAUAUAUUUCAAGAUGUCAUGCAUAAAGAUACUUUGGUCAAGUCGUUUAUAGAUGAGGUGUUCAUGCUGAAGCCUGGGCUGUCCCUGCGGAGUGCCUACCUGGCUCAGUUCCUACUGCUGCUCCACAGGAAGGCGCUCACACUGCUGAAGUACAUCGAGGACGAAACGCAAAAGGGGAAGCAGCCUUUCCAGUCGUUGCGCAACUUAAAGAACGACCUGAAUCUGACGGUGGAAGGAGACUUGAACAUUGUCAUGGCCUUCGCCGAGAAGCUGAGGGCAGGCUUGCACUCCUUUGUGUUUGGAAAGUCCUUCUAUACCAGCAUGCAGGAGCGAGACAUCCUCAUGAACUUCUGAUUCUCCAUCAGGGGUGUCCAAAAAAAUAUGGCUUGGAGCUUGUUUAUUAUUGGCAUGUUGUAAAAUGAAUUCAUUAUUAGUGGAAUAUGGUAUUAAUGAGGGCGGCACGGGGGUCAAGUGGUUAGCUAGGAGACUAGGGUUCAAUUCCACCCUCGGCCAUCUCUGUGUGGAGUUUGCAUGUUCUCCCCGUGCAUGCGUGGGUUUUCUCCGGUUACCUCCCACAUUCCAAAAACAUGCUAGGUUAAUUAGCUUAGACUCCAAAUUGUCCAUAGGUAUGAAUGUGAGUGUGAAUGGUUGUUUGUCUAUAUGUGCCCUGUGAUUGGCUGGCCACCAGUCCAGGGUGUACCCCGCCUCUCGCCCGAAGACAGCUGGGAUAGGCUCCAGCCGUAGAAAAUGAAUGAAUGUUAUUAAUGAAAUAUGUCUGAUGGGCUGCAUGUGGUUGGCACACCAGGAGACCCGAGUUCGAUUCCACCCUCGGCCAUCUUUGUGUGGAGUUUGCAUGCGUGGGUUUUCUCCGGGUACUCCGGUUUCCUCCCACAUUCCAAAAACAUUCAUUCAGUUUCUACCGCUUAUCCUCACGAGAGUCA